CGGCGGCGUCCGAGCCCCGGGCCGGGCCGGGAGCGCCGCGCGGGCCCCGCGCCGCCGCGCCAUGGCGGAGACCAAGAUCAUCUAUCACAUGGAUGAGGAGGAGACGCCGUACCUGGUCAAGCUGCCCGUGGCGCCCGAGCGCGUCACUCUGGCCGACUUCAAGAAUGUGCUCAGCAACCGGCCCGUGCACGCUUACAAAUUCUUCUUCAAGUCCAUGGACCAGGACUUCGGGGUGGUAAAGGAGGAGAUCUCUGAUGAUAACGCCAAGCUGCCCUGCUUCAACGGCCGUGUGGUCUCCUGGCUGGUCCUGGCUGAGGGCGCGCACUCGGACGCAGGGUCUCAGAGCACUGAUGGCCAUACAGACCUGCCCCCGCCUCUUGAGAGGACGGGCGGCAUUGGGGAUUCCCGGCCCCCUUCUUUCCACCCCAAUGUAGCCAGCAGCCGUGAUUGCAUGGACAACGACACUGGCACGGAGUCCAUGGUCAGCCACCGGCGGGAGAGAGCCCGACGCCGGAACCGUGAAGAGGCUGCCCGGACCAAUGGGCACCCGAGGGGGGACCGGCGGCGAGAGCUGGGGCUGCCCGCCGACAGCGCGUCCACCGUGCUGAGCAGUGAGCUUGAGUCCAGUAGUUUCAUCGACUCAGACGAGGAUGACAACACAAGCCGACUGAGCAGCUCCACGGAGCAGAGCACCUCCUCCCGGCUCAUCCGGAAGCACAAGCGCCGGCGGCGGAAGCAGCGCCUGCGGCAGACGGACCGUGCCUCUUCCUUUAGCAGCAUCACGGACUCUACUAUGUCCCUGAACAUCAUCACCGUCACGCUCAACAUGGAGAGGCACCACUUCCUGGGCAUCAGUAUCGUGGGGCAGAGCAACGACCGGGGAGACGGCGGCAUCUAUAUCGGCUCCAUCAUGAAGGGCGGGGCCGUGGCUGCCGACGGCCGCAUCGAGCCCGGGGACAUGCUGUUGCAGGUGAAUGACAUCAAUUUCGAGAGCAUGAGCAACGAUGACGCCGUGCGGGUGCUGCGGGAGAUCGUGUCCCAGACGGGGCCCAUCAGCCUCACGGUGGCCAAGUGCUGGGACCCAACCCCCCGGAGCUACUUCACCAUCCCGAGGGCUGACCCGGUUCGGCCCAUCGACCCUGCCGCCUGGCUGUCCCACACGGCGGCGCUGACCGGAGCCCUGCCCCGCUACGAGCUGGAGGAGGCGCCGCUGACGGUGAAGAGUGACAUGGGUGCCGUGGUGCGUGUCAUGAAGCUGCCGGACUCGGGCCUGGAGAUCCGAGACCGCAUGUGGCUCAAGAUCACCAUCGCCAAUGCCGUCAUCGGGGCGGAUGUGGUGGACUGGCUGUACACGCACGUGGAGGGCUUCAAGGAACGGCGCGAGGCCCGCAAGUACGCCAGCAGCAUGCUGAAGCGUGGCUUCCUGCGGCACACGGUGAACAAGAUCACCUUCUCUGAGCAGUGCUACUACGUCUUCGGGGACCUGUGCAGCAAUCUCGCAGCCCUGAACCUCAACAGUGGUUCCAGUGGGGCCUCGGAUCAGGACACGCUGGCCCCGCUGCCCCAUCCGGCCGCCCCCUGGCCCCUGGGUCAGGGCUACCCCUACCAGUACCCGGGCCCCCCGCCCUGCUUCCCACCCGCAUACCAGGACCCUGGCUUCAGCUACGGCAGCGGCAGUGCUGGGAGUCAGCAGAGUGAAGGAAGCAAAAGCAGUGGGUCCACCCGGAGCGCCGGCGGCAGCAGCCGGCGGGCACUGGGCCGCGAGAAGGAGCGCCGGGCGGCUGGAGCCGGAGGCAGUGGCAGCGAGUCGGACCAUGCAGCACCGAGUGGGGUCGCUGGCAGCGGCUGGAGGGAGCGUCCGGCUAGUCAGCUCAGCCGGGGCAGCAGCCCACACAGUCAGGCCUCGGCUGCCGCCCCGGGGCUCCCCCCACUGUACCCCCUGACAAAGGCAUACUCGGCGGUGGGGGGGCCGCCUGGGGGGCCGCCCGUCCGGGAGCUGGCUGCUGUUCCUCCAGAGCUGACGGGCAGCCGCCAGUCCUUCCAGAAGGCCAUGGGAAACCCCUGUGAAUUUUUUGUUGACAUCAUGUGACCGAGGAGAGAGUGCCUUCAGCUGGGCCCCAUGGUAGGGGAGCUGGUGGUCCUGGCCGUUCCUGCACGGGCACUGCCCCUGGAGCUUGUGUGGGCUUGCCUUAUUGGUGGCUGUCCUGCCUCAAGCCAGCCUGUGCUCUGGGGCACACAAGGGGCCAUGUCUUGGGGCCCAGGCCUGGACAGAGAGUGGGAGCAGGCUGGGGGGAUGGGCGGAGGGCAGCCCAGACCACCACGAUCUGGACUCGGUGGCCUGCACAUUGCUGUUCAGAGCGCCUUGUGUCCAUGCAGACCCUGGUGAGGGUCCUCCACCUCCCGGUGCCCUUGGAGUGCCUCUGGGACUCCCACUUGCCCACAGAGCCAUGCACAGGGCUUCAGACUAAGCUGAGAAGUAGCUGCUGGCCCUGGGCCCCCUGUUUGCCCAGGACACAGGCCCCACCACUCUCUCCUGGGCUGGGUCGGACCCCUCAAAGGUGGAAUCAGAGCCCCCAGGCUCUUCUGUGGAUGCCCAGGAUAGGGAUCUAAUUUAUUUAUUUAUUGUCUGGCCUGUGUGCCCUGGGGAAGGUGGUGGCCAGGUCAGCUGCCCCCCUGCCCCCGGGACUCAGACUGAAUGCAGGGACACAGGUUGUGUCUGAAAGUGGGAGGGUUGGUGAGGGAGAGACAGGAGAGGCAUGUGUUUGAGCUAGCAGUGGUGGGGAUGUGACC
This is a messenger RNA of Panthera uncia (snow leopard), 2790 nucleotides long. It is a transcript of the gene DVL1, whose product is annotated as dishevelled segment polarity protein 1. The record is from RefSeq and is a predicted model, not a curated record. NCBI's taxonomy places the organism in Eukaryota, Metazoa, Chordata, Mammalia, Carnivora, Felidae. Gene Ontology annotation, molecular function: frizzled binding. Gene Ontology annotation, cellular component: cytosol. Gene Ontology annotation, biological process: intracellular signal transduction; canonical Wnt signaling pathway.